AUGUCGUGGACCACGCGUAUCGCGCCUCUGUACCCGGUGCACAAACCUCCCUACACAGUCGAGGCGCCCGGUUACGAGCGCGUCGAGGGCGAGACCCUCCCCCGCCGUCACUGGAAGGCCAAAGAUGCUCUCCGUACUCAGCCCCAUCCCGAGAUCCACACAAUGUACGAUAUCGUGAAGCGAAGCGCCCGCGUCUACCCUAACGAGCCCGCCGUCGGCACCCGGAAGCUCGUGCACUUGCACAGGGAGAAGAAGAUGGUCCCCAAGAACGUCGACGGUGAGGUCAGGCAGGUCGAGAAGGAGUGGCAGUUCUUCGAGCUGUCUAAAUUCUCCUACCUGACCUAUACUGAAUUCCAGACCUACAUCCUGCAGCUUGGUUCAGGUCUGCGCAAGUUGGGUCUGGGCAAAGAGAGCAGACUUCAUCUCUUUGCUACUACUUCCGCCAACUGGAUGGCCCUGUCCCACGCCUGCGGUUCGCAGUCCAUGUCCAUCGUUACCGCAUACGACACCCUCGGUGCUAGUGGUGUCGAGCACUCCCUCCUCGAGUCCAGUGCAGAUGCCAUGUACCUGGACCCUCACCUGCUCAAGACGGCAAGUGGAGGCAUCAAGAAGGCCGAAAACCUCAAGUUUGUUAUCUACAAUGAUAACUGCAUCUUCACCCAAGGUGGCGAGGUCGAGGCUUUCCAGAAGGCCAACCCAGAUGUGAAGCUUCUUAGCAUUGAGGAGGUGCGCCAGCUGGGCGAGGAUAACCCUGUUGAUCCUGUAGAGGCCAAGCCCGAAGACCUCUUCUGCAUCAUGUACACUUCCGGCUCAACUGGAACGCCAAAGGGUGUCCCAAUGACCCACGAGGGCAUGGUCGCAGCGAUUACUGGUCUCUACACCUGCGUCGAGGAAUGCGUUAGCAGCGCCGAGUACGUCCUAGCAUACUUGCCCCUGGCUCACAUCUUUGAGCUCGUCCUCGAGAACCUCGUGCUGUUCAUUGGCGGUACCCUUGGCUAUGGCAACCCUCGAACCCUGUCAGACACGUCCAUGAAGAACUCUCCUGGUGACAUGCGCGAGUUCCGUCCUACCGCACUCGUCGGCGUGCCCCAGGUCUGGGAGACGGUCAAGAAGGGCGUUGCUGCAAAGGUUAACAGCUCAAGCAUCUUCGUCAAGGCCCUCUUCUGGGGUGCCUUCAACUACAAAAGCUUUAUGGUCAAGUACGGCCUGCCCUUUGCUACCAUCUUCGACAACAUCGUCUUUAAGAAAGUUCGCGAACUCACGGGUGGGCGUCUCCGGCUUAUUAUGAAUGGCGCGAGUGGCAUCUCGGACGGGACCAAGCACUUCCUGUCCAUGACCGUCGCGCCCAUGCUCACUGGUUACGGUCUGACCGAGACGGCCGCCAACGGCGCUCUCGGCGACCCACUCGAAUACACCUCCACCGCCAUCGGCCCCAUUCCUGCCGCCGUCGAUGUGAAGCUCGUCUCUAUCCCGGAUCUCAACUACUCCACCGACUCGACCCCGCCCCAGGGUGAAAUCUGGAUCAAGGGUCCCGCCGUGCUUAAGGAGUACUACAAGAACCCGGAGGAGACGGCCAAGGCCAUUACCAAGGAUGGCUGGUUCAAGACUGGCGACAUUGGCGAGUUCGACUCUGUCGGCCACCUGAAGGUCAUCGACCGUGUCAAGAACCUUGUCAAGAUGCAGGGUGGUGAGUACAUUGCUCUCGAGAAGCUCGAGUCCGUCUACCGCGGCAGCCACUUUGUCCAGAACAUCAUGGUCUACGGUGAUGGCGAGCACUCCCGCGCCAUCGCCGUCAUCGCCCCCAACGAGAAGGUCCUCGCCGAGGAGGCCCAGAAGCUGGGCGUUGACGAGCACGACAUGCACACGAACUCUAAGGUCGUCGACACCGUUCUUAAGGACCUCGUUGGCGCCGGCCGCAAAGCCGGUCUGACUGGCCUCGAGAUCGUCGGUGGUGUCGUCCUCGUCGAGGAGGAGUGGACCCCGGACAGCGGCCUUGUCACCGCCACACAAAAGCUCAACAGGAGAGUCAUUAAGGAUAAGUACAAGCAGCGUAUGGAGGCGGCCUUCCCCAAGAACUAA
Molecule: messenger RNA, 2079 nt
Organism: Colletotrichum chrysophilum
Lineage: Eukaryota; Fungi; Ascomycota; Sordariomycetes; Glomerellales; Glomerellaceae
Exons: 4
Coding region: 1-2079 (692 amino acids)
Biological process (GO): long-chain fatty acid metabolic process; long-chain fatty-acyl-CoA metabolic process
Cellular component (GO): plasma membrane; lipid droplet; endoplasmic reticulum
Molecular function (GO): long-chain fatty acid-CoA ligase activity
Source: RefSeq, a predicted model, not a curated record